Molecule: messenger RNA, 4087 nt
Organism: Cucumis sativus (cucumber)
Lineage: Eukaryota; Viridiplantae; Streptophyta; Magnoliopsida; Cucurbitales; Cucurbitaceae
Product: putative pentatricopeptide repeat-containing protein At3g47840
Exons: 4
Coding region: 339-2477 (712 amino acids)
Biological process (GO): RNA modification
Molecular function (GO): protein binding; RNA binding
Source: RefSeq, a predicted model, not a curated record
UGGGAGAGAAGCAGCAUAAAAAUACAGCAGAGAGAGUGAACUUUUUCUUGCAAGGAAAGAGAAGAGUGCGGCCGACGGAGAGGUUAGUUUUGACGGCGUCGAACGGCCCGUUUGCGACGGGUUCCAGCGUUCGACGGAGAGGACGACUUCAGCGGCGUUCUUCCGGCGUCCUUGGCGCGUGUUCGGCGGCAGUCUUGACCGUGGUUUGUUAUGAUAACAGGACUUGGUUGUUAUUCCAAACACAUCUAAGCUCCAAAUCAUUGCUUCCAAUCACGCUCCAUCAAAUUACUUGGUGGGUCGGGAAGUGCACAUAAUUUUCAUGGCUCUUCUCUAACAUCAUGGUCUUAUGUUAUCGGCAACACGUCAAGAGAAAUUUUACAGUUUUGGCUGUUGCUGGAGCGAAGACGAAUGAUAAUCCUCGUCAUCUAUAUACAAAACCCCUAUCUUUAACCCUCAAUGCUCAUUUCUCAAAUAAGGUAGAUUUAGCGGAAGCUAACAACCAGUUGAAAAUAUUAGUGAAAACCAAUCACUUGAAAGAUGCGCGUGACCUGUUCGAUCAAUUGCCUCAAAGGGAUGAGGUUUCGUGGACUAAUAUUAUUUCUGGGUAUGUUAAUUCCUCAGACUCCUCUGAAGCCUUGCGUUUGUUCUCAAAGAUGCGACUUCAGUCUGAGCUACGAAUUGAUCCCUUCCUACUUAGUCUUGGUCUUAAAACUUGUGGACUCGGUUUGAAUUAUUUAUAUGGUACAAACUUGCACGGGUUUUCAGUCAAAACAGGUCUAGUCAACUCUGUUUUCGUCGGUAGUGCUCUUCUCGACAUGUAUAUGAAAAUCGGAGAAAUUGGGAGAAGUUGUAAAGUGUUCGAUGAAAUGCCGACAAGAAAUGCGGUGACUUGGACCGCAGUUAUAACUGGGCUUGUUCGUGCAGGGUAUAGUGAGGCCGGGCUCGCUUACUUCUCUGGAAUGGGAAGGUCGAAAGUCGAAUAUGACUCCUAUGCAUAUGCUAUAGCAUUGAAGGCCAGUGCUGAUUCAGGUGCACUAAACCAUGGAAGAUCAAUUCAUACACAGACACUGAAGAAAGGAUUUGAUGAAAACUCCUUCGUGGCCAAUUCACUGACCACCAUGUAUAACAAAUGUGGUAAGCUAGACUAUGGUUUGCAUACGUUUAGAAAGAUGAGGACUCUGGAUGUUGUUUCGUGGACGACAAUUGUAACAGCUUACAUUCAAAUGGGUAAGGAGGACUGUGGGCUUCAAGCAUUUAAAAGAAUGCGGGCAAGCAAUGUGAUUCCAAAUGAAUAUACAUUUUCUGCUGUUAUAUCUUGUUGUGCUAAUUUUGCAAGGUUGAAGUGGGGGGAGCAACUACAUGCGCAUGUUUUAUGUGUUGGGUUCGUCAAUGCUUUGUCAGUUGCUAACUCUAUCAUGACCCUGUACUCAAAAUGUGGGGAGUUAGCCUCAGUUUCAAAGGUAUUUUGUUCAAUGAAAUUUAGAGACAUCAUUACUUGGAGCACUAUUAUUGCGGCGUAUUCUCAAGUAGGCUAUGGCGAAGAAGCUUUUGAGUAUCUAUCACGAAUGAGGAGUGAAGGACCGAAACCAAAUGAGUUUGCCCUGGCUAGCGUGUUGAGUGUAUGUGGAAGUAUGGCGAUUCUCGAGCAGGGGAAGCAAUUGCAUGCUCAUGUUUUGUCUGUUGGAUUAGAACAGACAUCCAUGGUAUGUAGUGCUCUUAUUAUUAUGUAUGCAAAAUGUGGGAGCAUUGCGGAAGCUUCUAAGAUCUUUAUGGAUUCGUGGAAAGAUGACAUCAUUUCAUGGACAGCAAUGAUCAGCGGGUAUGCUGAACAUGGACACAGCCAAGAAGCCAUUGAAUUGUUUGAAAAUAUCCAAAAGGUUGGUUUGAGACCAGACUCCGUGACCUUCAUAGGCGUCCUUACUGCUUGUAGCCAUGCAGGAAUGGUUGACCUUGGUUUCUACUACUUCAAUUCAAUGAGCAAAGAUUAUCACAUCACUCCUUCAAAAGAACACUAUGGAUGUAUGAUUGAUCUUCUUUGUCGAGCAGGACGAUUGCAUGAUGCAGAGACCUUGAUCAGAAGCAUGCCAAUUCAAUGGGACGAUGUUGUCUGGUCUACAUUGCUGAGGGCGUGUAGAAUCCAUGGUGAUGUUGAUUGUGGACAGCGUGCUGCUGCUGAAGUUCUAAAGUUAGAUCCAAAUUGUGCUGGGACUCACAUAACCUUAGCAAACAUUUUUGCUGCUAAGGGAAAGUGGAAGGAAGCAGCAAAUAUAAGAAUGUUAAUGAAAUCAAAGGGGGUGGUUAAAGAGCCAGGAUGGUCUUCGGUAAAGGUCAAGGAUAGUGUUUUCGCAUUUGUUUCUGGAGAUCGUUCACAUCCACAAGGAGAAGACAUAUACAAUAUUUUGGAGGAGUUGGCUUCAGGAAUGGAGAUCUAUAUUCUUGAAUUGAAUCAUUUAGUAACUGAUGAUAGUGAAGAAUAAUGAAAGCUUGAUUUGUAUAGACUCCGUUUUCGAUGGAUGGCUGUCUCCUUGAUGCCUUUACAUCAUAGAAGUGAAAUCACGGACAGGAAAACUGGGAUCACUUUUGAUUUUUUAAGAAGUGUAGAGGUUGCUCAUGAAGGUGCUGGUACAUUUUUGAGAAUUCUGUUUAAUCAAUUGUGAUGCUUAUGCAUCUGGUUUGAACUAGCGAUGUCAAAGAUGAAGGGUCCAGUACAUAGAGGUAGGUGCCUUCCAUUGUUGGACUUCUUCAAGACGAGGUUGAUUCAAUGGUGUCUGUGAUGAAAGUUGAGAAGGCCCCUUUAGAGUCAUAAGUUGAUAUUGGUGGAUUGGAUGCUCAAAUUCAAGAGAUUAAAGAAGCUGUUGAGUUGCUAUUUACUCAUCCUGAGUUAUAUGACACUACAGCAAAUAACCCUUUUUAUAGCCAUUCAUUAUGCCUUUUAUUAAUGGGCUAUAAAAAAGAGAAGGAAACGAAAAACAAAAAGCUGAAAGCUAAAAUUUUCUUAUUCUUAAAAGUGAGCAUUGAAAUUUCCUUAAACCCAUUUUUGUCUUAACACUUUGUCUUCCCAUUUCUCUCUAUCUCUCUCCUUUGGCAAAUACUCUACUUCCAUCGCCGAAACCCAAAAUGCCGUGUCACAAGACUUUUAGAAUCAAGAAGACACAAGAUUUUUAGAAUCAAGAAGAAGCUUGUGAAGAAGAUGAGGCAUAAUAGGUCGAUCUCGCACUGAAUCUGCCUGAGAACCGACAACAUGAUCAGAUACAAUGCAAAGUGCAGGCACUAGCGUCGCACCAAGCUAGGGUUCUGAGUAACCUUCAAAUGUUAUGCUCUGUUUUCUUGUUUGAGGAAGGAUUGCAUACAGUGACCUUCAAAUGUUAGAAAGCAUAACCAUACUGCUUCCAUGUCUAAGGAGUUACCGUAGGUGUAGGGAGCAAUAUUUAUAAACAUGAUUAUCUCAAGACAUUUUAGCUUUUGGCGCCUUAACCCUUGAGGCUUGCAUUCUCAAUUGAAUAUGGUUCUGACACCCAACAUUCUUGAUAUUACUGUUGAACCACCUGAGAAGGAUCAUCUCCGCCAUGUCAUUGACACUAUGGCUCUUUAUGUUCUGGAUGGAGGUUGUGUUUUUGACUAGAUGAGCACAGUUGCAAUCAACAAUAGAGAAACAGAAACCACCAAAUAGAUAAUGAUGACAAUCCGAAAGCAGGCCACAAAAAGAGCAUAACAAAAGUAGCCAAACCUCAUCUAGACCCAGAAGUAACAAAGCAACAUAAAUCCAUUACCAAAAUAUCAAAGAUCCAUUAAUGGUGAAAGGAAUAACCAAAAGCAAAAAAUGUGUAACGGGAAACACUGAAACAAAGUACUCUCCCUUGCUCGCUGCCAAAUAAAUUUAAGACGAAAAAACAGAUGUAGUAGUAUCAAAAGCCUGCCAUUGUAAGUCUCUAAGCAAGAAAUCCACAAUGAACCGACGAUCAUAUCAUACAAAUCAUGUAUAACACACGUCCCUUAACUUACAACGAAUCUUCUCAAUCAAGUGGCUCACAAUGCUACAAACAAUGUGUUUAUCACCACACACCACACAAAUUGAAUAUUUUUUUUA